GUCACCUGCACCACGGACGUCACCCACAUCACCGACAUCACCCGCAACACGGACGUCAACCGCACCACGGACGUCACCCGCACCACAGACGUCACCCGCACCACGGACGUCACCCGCAUCACGGACGUCACCUGCAUCACCGACGUCACCCGCACCACGGACGUCACCUGCAUCAUGGACGUCACCCGCACCACGGACGUCACCCGCAUCACGGACGUCACCCGCAUCACGGACGUCACCUGCACUACGGACGUCACCCGCACUACGGACGUCACCCGCACCACGGACGUCACCCGCACCACAGACGUCACCCGCAUCACGGACGUCACCUGCAUCACGGACGUCACCCGCAUCACGGACGUCACCCGCACCACGGACGUCACCCACAUGACCGACGUCACC
Molecule: messenger RNA, 402 nt
Organism: Volvox carteri f. nagariensis
Lineage: Eukaryota; Viridiplantae; Chlorophyta; Chlorophyceae; Chlamydomonadales; Volvocaceae
Exons: 1
Source: RefSeq, a predicted model, not a curated record